AUGGAGGAAGUUAGAGAGGUCAGUUCGCACGUUGGCGCAUCGUCUCUGCCACCAGCACGCGUCCGUGCAAGUCUCAAAGAGGCAGCCAAAACAUUGGGCGGGAGUAGAUGUCUUAUCAAUGACCUGGCCCUCGAAGUUCUGGGUAUGAUUCUUUUAUAUGCUGUCGAACCUAUGGAUACUCCAUCCGGGAACAUGAUUUGGCCACCGGCCACACUGAUAUCGAAGUUCGCUGUCGAGGACUUGAAGAAUGUCUGCGGGGGCUGGCGCGCGAUCUGCCUCACUAUGCCCGCCUUGUGCAACACCAUCUAUGAUAACCGUUAUUCUAGGCUCGAGCCAUCUGUUGUGGAAGCUGUGGUGAAGCACAGAACGCUGCCGCUGAAUGUCUGUGUCAAUCGAGACUAUCCAAGUCCUGCAAUAAUGAAAUUGUUUCAGACGUGUGGCUCGCGGGUGAGGAACCUGCAUGUUUACUCAUCUAGGGACCUCUCUCUACAACUCCCAUUGCGGUGUCUGGAAUACUGCACAAACUUCCAGGCUCCUGCACUCGAACACCUGACAAUAAACGGGGAUGCUUUUGACGGUGGUUUCUUGACGCCAACACUCUUCCAGGGUCAAGUGCUGCACCUGAAGACGCUAUCGCUGUGGAACUCGGCCUGGCUACCUGCCAAUCGCUUUAACAGUCUCACCCAUCUCUUUAUUUCGACCUCCAUCAGACAGAGUACUCGCGUACCGUCGGAUCGCAAUAUCAGAUGGGCCAUGCGUGACCUGCUCUCGUUCAUAUCUGGAUGUCCAAACUUGGAGGAUCUGUUGCUCUGGAACAUACUCUUGGGCUGCCCACCGGCGAUCGAUACUUCCGCUGUGACCUUGCGGCGCCUUAAGCGAUUUGCGAUCGGUCGGCCGUCCCCAGAGCAUGCCACUUGGCUUCUCCGGCACAUUAUGUGUCCAGCGGAUUCGGUAGCAAUACGCAUCCUCAACAUGUCCUGCAAAACCAAUCAGCUCAGGGCUUUACUUCCUACGCUCCCUCUGCUCGAUGCACGGAUCGCACAGAUUCAGAAGACUUUCAACAGGCUCUCCGUCUCUUUUGCAAAUGGGUCUUCUGCAGUCAGCAUCGAGAUUGACUGCUGGCCUAAAUGGAACGCAACGAGCUGGCCAACCCUGUGGGCAUCGUGGCCGAGGCUCGCGGGCGUGCGCGAGUUGUACCUGGUAGGUAUGGAGGUAGUGUUGACGGAACACUUUGCAGGUAUCCCUUCGCUGCUAAGGCAGCUCUCUGCACUGGUGACGCUCGUCUACUGCGAUAUCGGGCCGCCCGACAAGCUGUUGAAGUACCUCUCCCAAACACUGCACGGCAUGCCCUGCCCGCGCCUGGAGACGCUCCAUAUUUACAGGCCCGAAGAUAUGCCCGUGAAUAUCGUGGAGCUCGUCGAGUUCAUGGAGGCGCGUGCGUGCGCUGGGUACAAGCUGCGCAGGCUCAUCUUGGAGUUCUCAGCGGAGGUACCGGACGGUCUGCGCGCCAGCGUCGGAAGGCUAGGCGAUCUGGUGGAGAUCGUGGAGGUGCGAGAGAACGGUGGAGUGGGCCCGCGGGCGCCAUGGCCGGCGGUGUGCUCGGAGACAACGCACAAGUCGUUCUGGCCGGCUUGGUAG
This is a messenger RNA of Sparassis crispa, 1638 nucleotides long. RefSeq lists its product as hypothetical. The transcript has 3 exons. Bases 1 to 1638 code for a protein of 545 amino acids. NCBI's taxonomy places the organism in Eukaryota, Fungi, Basidiomycota, Agaricomycetes, Polyporales, Sparassidaceae. The record is from RefSeq and is a predicted model, not a curated record.